ACGGAGAAGGCGUUUCUGAAGCAACCAAAGGUCUUCUUAUGCUCGAAGAAAUCUGGUAAAGGCAAAAGGCCUGGAAAGGGAGGUAAUCGUUUCUGGAAGAACAUUGGUCUUGGUUUCAAGACUCCCAGAGAAGCUACUGAAGGUGCAUACAUUGACAAGAAAUGUCCCUUCACUGGCACGGUUUCCAUCAGAGGCCGUAUCUUGGCAGGAACUUGUCACAGUGCGAAAAUGCAGAGGACGAUCAUUGUUCGGAGGAACUAUCUUCAUUUUGUUAAGAAGUAUCAAAGGUACGAGAAAAGGCAUUCGAACAUCCCCGCUCAUGUCUCGCCGUGUUUCCGUGUCAAGGAAGGUGAUCACGUGAUCAUCGGGCAAUGCAGACCGUUGUCGAAGACAGUGAGGUUUAAUGUCCUAAAGGUCAUUCCAGCUGGAAGCUCUGCUUUCGGGAAAAAAGCAUUCACUGGUGCGUAG
Molecule: messenger RNA, 468 nt
Organism: Thlaspi arvense
Lineage: Eukaryota; Viridiplantae; Streptophyta; Magnoliopsida; Brassicales; Brassicaceae
Source: the annotation of a GenBank genome assembly